GAAAUUUCAUUAAACCCGAUUCCUAAAACCUCAGAACUGUUCGUACUCUGCAGAGAGAAGCAAAAAUUUGAUCUUGCCGGAGAAGAAGACAUUCAUAUAAAUUCGAUAAAUAAAUAUGCAGAAGGGUUUCACUCUCCUGCAGACAAUUGGUAUUUCAGGUGUAUUUUCUGCUGUUUCUGGCUGGUAUGGGUUCAUGUUUGGUAGAGAAUCUGCUCGUAAAGAGCUUGGAGGUUUGAUUGAAGAUCUUCGAAAUUCAAAUUCUGAAUCCGUUUCACCUACCCCUUCUCACUCUCAAGAGUAGCAGGUGUUUAGGAAAAGUAAGAUGAUGUGAGUUUGGAAGACAGUAGAGAAUGAUGCCUCAUUUCUUGUUGAAGCUGAGACAACUGAAGAUACAUAGACAUUGGUAGAAGCUCUUUGAGACCGUGACGACAAUUCAGAUUUCAUGUUUUUCUUGUUCCUCUGCUGGAAAAUUUACUUCCUUGUUCAUGAUAACUAAAUCACCUUUACAAUUGAGACAGAAGUCUGUAUAAUGAUGUUCUUCAUUGAGAAGGUAGUAUAUUUGUGUUGGAUAUUGGAUGUUAAUUCUUGAUUACUGGCUUAGUUUGCUCAUUUCAUGCAGCCAUUCAAAUUCUGUAGUAGAAACUCUAUCUGGGAAGUUAUGUCAGUAGUAGUAUUUUGGUAACUAUUCUAGUUCUAUAAAUCUUUUGGAAUGGGUAAUGGCUUUGUUGCCUUUCACAG
Molecule: messenger RNA, 738 nt
Organism: Solanum pennellii
Lineage: Eukaryota; Viridiplantae; Streptophyta; Magnoliopsida; Solanales; Solanaceae
Exons: 3
Coding region: 116-301 (61 amino acids)
Source: RefSeq, a predicted model, not a curated record